GGAUGAUGGAGAAGGGAGGCGGAUUAUAGCGCAGCGUCAGUGCCCGGUGCCCCGUUCAGACCAUAAAACAACAAACACAAGAGAAACAAAAGGCGCGUUCAUUGCACCUGUGUGUGUGUGUGUGUGUGUGUGCGUGUUCAUCCUGCACGCUCCACGUCAGCAUCUCUCCGUGCUCUGCCUCAGUCCAGCCCACGGCCACUCAGCAUGUCUGUGUCCGGCUCACAGACGCCAGAGGACGGACUCUAUGGCUCCUGGGUUGAGCUGGAGGAGCUGAUUGCAGCUGUGAGCCGCAGGGAGAGUCUGACAGGGCAGCAGGACAACAUCUCCUCUGCCCUGCAGGGGGAGCUGGAGAGGAUCCUUCUGGAGGCGCAGCUUGAGAGCGAGAGGAAUAAAGACAGUCCUCCACAGGUGGUGACUCCACGGUCCACUGAUUCUCCAAGAUCCAACAGUGAUCAGGACAGUGACUGUGUCACUAUACAGGAGGAGGCGGAGCGGCGAGUGGACACAGACUGGGUGUGGGAUUGGUCCAGUAGACCUGAAAACAUGCCACCAAAAGAGUUUGUGUUUCAGCGGCCAAAGCAGCAGAGCUCCCUCAGUGUGAGGAAGACAGAGGUGAUGAAGAGAAGACUCUUCUCCUCCGAUGUUCUCCUCGUCCUUGUUCCCUCAAUGCUGGUUUCACACCUGCUCACACUUGGCAUUGGGAUAUACAUAGGAAAAAGACUGGCUGCCUCCACGACCAGCACGCUGUGACCCUGGCUGUACACUCGGCGCCGACUUGCAAACAGUCUGGCCGAGUCCACCCUCUCUACCGCUCUAAUUUGCCUCCUUCCUCCGUCAUCAAGUGGCAAUAUAGGAUCCUGCCCGUCUGUACCUCUGUCUCUGUUCAUCUGUACGUCUGCCAACCCAGCAGCGCUCUGCCAGUUAGCCCCUCUGUCAGUCUGUGCAUGUCAUAGAGCCCAAGGAGUGGACGACCGGUGAGUCAGUGUGAGGUCACGUUUACCCUCACCAAAACAAGUAACGCUGACCUCAACUAGCUAAAGCGUCGGAAAGAGAGAAGAUACAAGCGAAGAGAGGGAGAGUUUCACCCAACUAACUAGAACAAUAAAUCCCUUUGAUAGGAAGAGAUGAAACCAGUUUAGCCGGGCGCUGUGUGCAAUGUGUACAGGCAAAAUGAGAAAGGUAAUAUGUGGCAGUGUUUCACCCAACCUGUGAAAGAGCCAAGUGUCUGUAAUUUGUCAAAACUAAUGACCCUCUGUGAGACUGAGCUGCUGUAAGUGGUUCUUGGAGGAUUUCUGCCAUGAUGGUUUAUCUAUCGUAGAGAGUUUUAGUUGGCCGAGGGAAUGUCGCGGUGGCUCUGGUCGCGCUUUGUGUCCCACAAACCAAUUCAAUAUUUGACCUCUGACAAAGACAAUCAUGAACCCAUUAAACUUCACUCCUCAAAACA
Molecule: messenger RNA, 1444 nt
Organism: Solea solea (common sole)
Lineage: Eukaryota; Metazoa; Chordata; Actinopteri; Pleuronectiformes; Soleidae
Exons: 6
Coding region: 205-750 (181 amino acids)
Biological process (GO): positive regulation of apoptotic process; mitochondrial outer membrane permeabilization
Cellular component (GO): mitochondrial outer membrane; nucleus; mitochondrial envelope
Source: RefSeq, a predicted model, not a curated record